GCCCCAUAAGAAUUUCAUGCAAGUCGCAUCGGCUCGACUUUUUCAAGUGUCAAUUCUCAAUUCGACCGACCAUUUAAAUCUUUCGCCUAAGCUAAACAAAACAUAAAAACAAACUAUUCAAUCCUCUAGCUACAAUGGCAACAGCCGUCGUAACAGAAGCCGACCCAACGGCCGACCAAUCCCGAAAACGCAAAUCCCAAAUCGACGAAAUCGAAGUCGACCUCACACUUCCCGAACCACCCUCCAAAAAAGCAAAACGUCUGCUCAAAAAAGGCAAACCUCUCCCCGAGAAACCCAAAAGCGACGAUGAAGCAGAAUCUGAAGACGAACUUCCCAUACCCAAGGGAGCGAAGGGUGGAAAGGGAGAUAAAAAAUCGCAACGUUCGGAAUUUGGCGUUUGGAUUGGCAACCUGUCUUUUACGAUGACGAGGGUGGAAUUGUUUAAGUGGCUGGUUGAGAGUUCUGGGGGUGCGAUUAAGGAGGAGAAUAUUACGAGGGUGAAUUUGCCGAUUAGUAAGAACGCCCCGGCUAGAGGGUAUUAUAAUGGCGAUGAAGCGCCGAAGAAACAGAAUAAGGGCUUUGCGUAUGUCGAUUUUGAUGUGGAGGCUGCGUCUGUUGCUGCGCUCGCGCUUACGGAGACGGAACUUAACGGACGCAAGGUUCUGAUCAAGGAUUCGAAGUCUUUUGAGGGAAGGCCGAAGAAGGGCGCUUCUGAGGAUAGUUCGGCUGCUACGGGUUCUAAUGCGGCGGCGUUACCUGAGAAGAAGGAACAAGUGUCUACGAGUAGGAAGAUUUACGUGGGGAAUAUGUCCUUCCAGACCACCGAAGAUGAUUUACGCGCACAUUUCGAAAAGUGUGGCGAUAUCGAAUGGGUUAAGGUCGCGACGUUCGAGGAUAGCGGGAAGUGCAAGGGCUACGGAUGGGUCAAGUUCAAGGAGGCUGAAGCAGCUUCAUCGGCGGUUAAGGGAUUCGUCAAGAUUAAGGAGGAGAUUGAGACAGAAGAUGACUUCCGGGAUAAGGAUGGAGCAGAAGACGCCGAGGAAGGAGAAGGAGAUAAGGAGAGAAAGUUCAAGAUGAGGAAAUGGUGGGUCAACAGACUUAAGGGUCGCGAGUUAAAGAUCGAACUUGCAGAGGAUGAUCAGGUUCGGUAUAAGAAGAGAUUCGGCAAGGAUAGACCUGCGGCGGGAAAACCCCAAGGGAAGAGGAGAGAAAAUGGCCCUCGAAGACCAGAGAAUGGAAAGGAGAAUGGGGCAGCAUUCGGAGAGAAAGAGGGUUCUUCAAAAGCUGGCUAUGGAGAUACAGCUGUGGCGUCGUAUCUUACUGGUUCUGUUGUUAAGCCCCAGGGCAAGAAGAUUACAUUCGAUUAGAGCGGGAAGAAAUGAAAAACCCGGUCGCGCAUGAAUGUCGUUGUUCUGAUGUGACUAUGAAUUUGAGGGAGA
This is a messenger RNA of Hypoxylon trugodes, 1439 nucleotides long. Its product is annotated as RNA-binding domain-containing protein. The transcript has a single exon. The coding region runs from base 135 to 1367 and encodes 410 amino acids. Gene Ontology annotation, molecular function: RNA binding. The record is from RefSeq and is a predicted model, not a curated record. NCBI's taxonomy places the organism in Eukaryota, Fungi, Ascomycota, Sordariomycetes, Xylariales, Hypoxylaceae.